Messenger RNA from Penicillium antarcticum, 2508 nucleotides. RefSeq names its product putative C6 transcription factor (Ctf1B) (gene farB1). Gene Ontology annotation, biological process: regulation of DNA-templated transcription; DNA-templated transcription. Bases 1 to 2508 code for a protein of 835 amino acids. The transcript is spliced from 3 exons. Gene Ontology annotation, molecular function: zinc ion binding; DNA-binding transcription factor activity, RNA polymerase II-specific; DNA binding. The record is from RefSeq and is a predicted model, not a curated record. NCBI's taxonomy places the organism in Eukaryota, Fungi, Ascomycota, Eurotiomycetes, Eurotiales, Aspergillaceae.
AUGACCGAUACCGAAUCUGGGAAACGCAAGGCCUCCGGCCUUGCUGGGAAUAACCGUCCCGUGAAGAGACGAGCCUCCAAGGCUUGCUGCUGUUGCCGUGCCCGCAAGGUCCGCUGUGACGUGGUAGAGAAUGGCUCUCCCUGCACCAAUUGCCGCUUAGAUCAGGUCGAGUGUGUGGUGACGGAGAGCAAACGGAGAAGAAAAUCUCGCGUCGAAGCAGACAACCACCAUUCUGAAUCGCCAGGUGAAGCUUCGGAAGAGAAUCCUUUCCAUGGCCGCCUUAGUGAUCUAUCAGGGUUGGCCGAUAUGGUCCCUACGUCGCCCUCGCAGGCUUCGGUAGACUUAGACCAAGGCCAACAUAUGCCGCAUCUGCUCUAUCAAACACAGGCCCAGCGCAUCGGUUCCGAUGGCCGGCAUCAACGCCGCAUGGCCCCCAAUCCUGCAGUUCCCGCCUCAAUGCCGCUAGCCAACGUCACCACUCAAAUACAACAGCUCUUAGAUCCCAAUUUUGGCAAUGCCCGAGCCAGCUUCCUCCCGGACUACAUUCGAGGACUCCCCGGACGACUCCAGAAAGAUGAUAUUGACUACCUGGCCAUUAAAGGCGCUCUUACCAUCCCAGACGCGACACUCCGCAACGAGCUGAUUAAGAGCUAUAUUCACUAUGUGCAUACGUAUAUGCCUUUGCUCGACUUGGAAGAGUUCUUGCAGACCAUCGUCCAGAACGAUGGCAUCCACCGCAUCAGUCUGCUGCUCUUCCAGGCAGUCAUGUUUGCCGGUGUAGCCUUCAUUGAUAUGAAGCAUCUACAGGCUGCUGGCUACCAGACCCGCAAGGCCGCACGGAAGGUUUUCUUCCAGCGUGCCCGGCUCCUGUAUGACUUUGACUACGAGGUGGACCGCAUCUCGUUAGUCCAAUCACUUUUGCUCAUGACUUACUGGUACGAGACUCCCGAUGACCAGAAGGACACCUGGCAUUGGAUGGGUGUCAGUUUAUCUUUGGCCCACACCAUCGGCUUGCACCGGGACCCCGGCAACUCGCGGAUGGAUGUGCGCCGCCAGCGGAUGUGGAAACGCAUCUGGUGGAGUACCUAUACUCGUGAUCGAUUGAUUGCGUUGGGCAUGCGCCGACCGAUGCGUGUCAAGGAUGAUGAUUGUGAUGUGCCCAUGCUCACCCUUGACGACUUUGAAUUCCAUCCUUUCUCUCCCGAGAUCGUGGCUAUGGUUGGCAACUCGGAGAUUCUCCAGAAUGUCGCCCAUCAGCGCGAGCUUGCGUUGAUGUUUAUUGAAAAGGCCAAGCUGUGUCUCUGCGUCAGCCAUGUGUUGUCUGCUCAGUAUUCUGUCUUGAGCCACAAAUUCGGCGGUACCAUGGAGACUACCAUGAUGCUCGUUCCGAAGAAGUCCACCGCAGAGACCUUUGAGGUCCGUCGCUGUGACCAGGAACUGGAGGACUGGCUGGCCAAUCUCCCCAUUGAAACUCAGUACACUGCAUCCAACAGCUCCAAGCUGCCCGAAGCAGACGAAGUACUGCACUCACACCGCGCCCUGCUCAAGAUGGUCUACCUCACCACAUCAAGCGCUCUGCACCGCCCACAAGUCCUCCCAGCCAUCCCUUACCCUUCCACAGAUGCCGAACUCCAAGACAUGUCCCGCAACAAGGUCCGUUCCGCCGCUGUCGAGAUCACCGCAAUCGCCCAGGACCUGCACUGCCUGGACUUGACCCGGUACUAUCCCACAACCGGAGUCACUGUCCUCCUCCCCGCAGUCAUCAUCCACCUCCUCGACAUCAAGUCCAGCGACCCCAGCAUCCGCAUGACCAGCCUCCAACGCUUCUACCAGUGCAUGCGCAUCCUCCAGCGCCUGCGCGAGAUCUACGCCUCCGCCGACUUCGCCACCUCCUUUCUCGAAGCCGCAAUCCGCAAAGCAGGCAUCCAGCUCACCGUCUCCCCACAAGACGUCCAGUCCUCUCGCCAUUCCCGUCCGCGCAAAUCCAAUCCUGCCACCGCGGAUCCCUUCGGCGCAACUCCCUCCCGCCUCAACACCCUCACACCACCUCCAGACUCGCUCGCCCAGAAGAUUCCCGAUCUCACCUAUCCAAACCACACCGGACCUUCCGCGGGCGGACGGUCUACCGGCGAUCUGUUCGCCUCUACACCACCGCAUUCGGAUGAAAGCGAGAAUGGCAGCACGAAUAACCUCAACCCGAAUCUUAGCACCAAGGAUGCUUUCACCAUGCCGUCUGAAAUGAGUCUUACUGAAUUGAUGGACCUUGCCAAUGACGCCGAGGUCACUCAGAAUGACUUUGACGCGUUGAUCAACUUCGACGAGGCGAGCAAUACCGAUUUCUUCGCGGCUGAUGACGCGCAAAACAAUGAGCCAGAGGAGAAGGCGUUCGGGUUCAGCGUUGAUAACGUCGCCAUUCCGGGCUUUGAUACUGAGCCCAAAGCGGUUGAUUUUGCCCAUCUGGCUGAGAAUCACAUGUCCAAGGCUGAGACUGCAGGAGUCUCGGAAUAG